GCCGAACUUAGGAGAGAUGAUAAUGGAAGUUGGGGAAAACCUGCUGGAAAUUCAAGGUAUUAUAAAAUUGAUCCGGAUACUGGUGAUGCAGUGAGAGUUGAUCGUUGUUGCAAGCUAAUAGAAGGUGCCGAAUACGAUGUACAGAUUCUCUCCAAACGGUACGAACACCCAUUGGUCAAUGGAAGGUUUGUGCGGAAGAUUUACACUGGUAGGAGUCCAAUGAAUUCUCUCAGGAUGUAUGAACCUUGUAUGACAUUAGCUGUUCUCACUUACUACUGGAAAGGGGAGCCUGAGUACUUCGAGGUUGGACCGCAGAGAAGGGUAAGGAUCGCUGAUGCUGCUGAAAGAUCACGUCUGGAAGUACAGUACCCUCUGCAGUCUAGUCAGCCAUGCUUUACAGAUCGCACAAGGGCACCAUCUCCUCCCACGAAGCGCACACUAACGUUAGAGUCGACGAAGAAGAAUCCGGAAGCGGCAUUCAGUCAGUUAUGUAUAGAACUGAGUACGAGCUGCAGGUUUUGGGUAGGUGGAGCAUCUCAUGAUGACGAUACGAUUGCUCACGAAGAAGAAAUAAUCAUAGAAGACGGGAAUUUCAAUGAAGAUUAUCCAAAUAUCUCGUGA
Ostertagia ostertagi is the source of this 621-nucleotide messenger RNA. The record is from the annotation of a GenBank genome assembly. NCBI's taxonomy places the organism in Eukaryota, Metazoa, Nematoda, Chromadorea, Rhabditida, Trichostrongylidae.